GAGCUUCUCCGUGCGAACCGGUUAGUUUCGUUCCAGCGUCCGACCGAGACGCAACUAUUAACAUGAAGCUGUUUAUAUGCUUAUUUGCCCUCGUGGCAACAGUCAUGACGGAUACAAAUUCCGAUCUCCUGAAAUCUGCAAAUGAACAAUUUACCGCCAAUUUGUUCGGAGAAGCGAUGGCAUGGAUUCCAAACUCAAGUCUAGUGCUAUCUGCGUUUUCUCUAUUGUCACCACUCGCUCAAUUAGCUCUGGCAUCAGAGGGACCUUCCCACGAUGAAAUAUUAAAAGCAAUCGGCAUGCCAAAUGACGAUGUGACAAAACAAGUGAUUAAAGAUAUGGGCAAGCAACUUCGAUCGGUAAAAGGUGUUGAAUUGAAGCUAGCAAGCAGAGUGUACGUUGGGAAUGACGCUGAAUUAGACGAUGAAUUCAACGCAAUGUCAAGGGAUGUCUUCAAUUCUGACGCUAAAUCCAUCGAUUUCUCAAAUGAUCUAGCUGCUGCAGAUGAAAUAAAUGCCUGGGUUGAAGAUCAAACAAAUCACCGUAUUAAGAACCUAGUGGACCCAAUUUUACUAAGACAUUCACCACAAGCCGUUCUCGUAAACGCAAUUUACUUUAAGGGUGAAUGGAGUAAGCCCUUCCCGCUAAUAAAUACUGAAAACAAACCUUUCCACCUCAGCUUAGAUGAAACUAUAAAAUUACCAAUGAUGUAUAAAUCUGAUAAUUUAAAAUAUGGAGAAAGUGAAGCACUUGAAGCCAAGCUUCUAGAACUGCCAUAUGUAGGUGGAGAAACUUCACUUUUAAUCGUUUUACCAAAUAAAAUAGAUGGCAUAAACGCUCUAAUUCCAAAACUCAGAAAUCCUGCGGUUUUAAAUAAGGCUAUCGACGAGAUGCGAAACACUGAAGUUAAUGUGUACCUUCCCAGAGUGAAGAUUGAGAGCAGAUCGGAACUGGAUGAAAUAUUGAGAAAGGUUGGAGUGGAAAAGCUUUUCACUUCAGAAGCUAAAGUGACAAAACUGUUGAAGGGAAAAAGUUUAGAAGUAUCCUCUGCUAUUCAGAGAGCUUAUAUUGAAGUUAAUGAACAAGGAUCCGAAGCAGCUGCAGCUAACGUUGUCGUCUUCACGGCCGGUGCAACAUUAAAUCAGCCAGCACAAGAGACAUUCAAUGCUGACAGACCUUUUUACUUUGAACUCAGAAACUUACAGAAGACUUUAUUCAAUGGAGUACUCUUUGAGCCUUCAUACUAACAUAUAUUUAUUAAUCUAAAAUGCAUUAAUUACUUUAAUUUCUGCAUUUCUUAAUCCGACCAACCUUAUUACAUUUUCCCUUUUCCUCAAGAAUAAUAAAGUUUUAAAUUAUUACAAUCCUUUAUUUUUUUGUAUUAUAUGUAUGUUGGUAUUAACGACUUUGACUGAGACUUGACAAAUUUAAAUUAGGUUAGCGUACCGCCAAGCUAUAGGGAAGACUAUUAUCACAAAAGUGUUUGAACAUGAUUUAUUUUGCAUGUUGUGUUUUCUGUUGGCCAUUGGUGUUGGACUUGAUUAACUAAUAUAAAAUUCAGUAAUAAAAAGUAUUUCCUUGUCUAAUUUUGCAAUUACAUCACAAACUGAGUCUGAUUAGUAUUCUUUUUUUAUUUUAGUCCCUUCACACUAUCUAGACUUUUUUACUGCCACACUUUCAAAUAUGUCUAGAUUCCUAUCAAAAUAAUUUGAUAUGUGUGAUUGUCAAUCGUUUUACCCUACUGUUAGACAGUGUGUCGUUUCUUUAAGAUAAUAUUUUUUAUCUGACUGCUUGUAUGCCAGUGAAUCUUGUCGGUUGAUAACUUAGGCCAGAACUUGGGGUAAAAUAUA
Trichoplusia ni (cabbage looper) is the source of this 1847-nucleotide messenger RNA. RefSeq names its product antichymotrypsin-2-like (gene serpin-1). NCBI's taxonomy places the organism in Eukaryota, Metazoa, Arthropoda, Insecta, Lepidoptera, Noctuidae. The record is from RefSeq and is a predicted model, not a curated record. The transcript is spliced from 9 exons. Bases 63 to 1244 code for a protein of 393 amino acids. Gene Ontology annotation, molecular function: serine-type endopeptidase inhibitor activity.